Molecule: messenger RNA, 5387 nt
Organism: Megalobrama amblycephala (Wuchang bream)
Lineage: Eukaryota; Metazoa; Chordata; Actinopteri; Cypriniformes; Xenocyprididae
Gene: hgfa
Product: hepatocyte growth factor a
Exons: 18
Coding region: 2553-4718 (721 amino acids)
Biological process (GO): proteolysis
Molecular function (GO): serine-type endopeptidase activity
Source: RefSeq, a predicted model, not a curated record
UCAGAACUGGACCAUGGAGCAAUGGAAGAAGGAGGCCUGGUCUGAUGAAUCAUGUUUUCUUUGACAUCAUGGCCGGGUGCGUGUGCGUUGCUUACCUGGGGAGCUCAUGGCAAACAAGUCCGAUCCAUGAAGGCCCCACCUCGCAACUUACAGGACUUAAAGGAUCUGCUGCUACUAACACAAUAUUAGGAAGGAGGUCAUAAUGUUAUGCCUGAUUGGUAUAUGUCACAAUACAGAAGAAGUGAUUGCCAUACUUCCUUUACAUUGAAACUUUAAUGUACUGUACAGUGAAGGAGAAUGUUGCACCAAUAACAAUGUUCCACCUUGUUCUUCUAUCCACCAGGUAAAAGCAGACCUCUCUUCAAAAAUUCAAAUGAUUAGAAGUAUCAUUCAUGUUUGUAGCACAAAUGGUGUGGGGUGAGUAACAUGCCAAAUACUGAAUGUGUGGUCACAUUUAUUGUUGCUCUGUGGGAAUUUCAUGGGCUACAUUUAGUCUUGUCAAUAGGAAUCACAAUGAGUUCAUAUUCACAAACAGAAAAAUGCUUGGUUUGAAAGUGACUUCGAUGUGAGCUGUGCUGUUAACAAUAGAAAAUUGACUUUUUUGCCUGAGAAAUUUCUCCUAUGCUCGUGUGACCGCACCUUUAGGGGUUCAAGUUCUUAAACAUGAGUAUAACUGAAAUACUUCAGAAAAUAUAUAGUGAUAGUUUCCUUAGAUGAGGAAACUGAGGUCUUGUCUUCAGCAGACCCAUCCCACAGAACAGCUGUCACUCUGAAGUGAGAUACCUGACACGGACAUAUGUUGUGACAAAUGGGACUGUAUCAUUAUCAGUUGCUCAAUAAAGACUCUUUCAUCUCAUUGUAAAACGACUUAUUUUCACAGUAAAACCUGCAGUGGAAAAGAGGGGAGUUAAUUCGGACUGCUUUGAAAUGGGUUUCACCAGGCCAGGCCGCCCUUGGGGAUUGGGUGGUGGUCAAAGCCCAGCCUGAUGUAUUUAAGUCAAUGCAUUUAAUCUGGCCACAUUCUCCCCAACAGCCCCGCCAGGCACAGCCCUCUCCCUCCGACUGACACGCUGACACCUGGACUCCACCGCUGCCGGCUGGCCAGCAUGCCGCUUGGGCCCACCUGCUCGCCACACAUACCGCAAUGCAAACAUUUCAACAGUUAGGUCGACUUUAAAAGCUCCACGCGACUUAAUGAGAAAGAAUCCGAGGUCUGCGUUUCACCUCUUUCUAUGUCUCUCUCUCUCUCGCUCUCUAGAGGGCAUUUAGAACUGCCCAUUAACGGCCAAAGUGUGGAUUUCCUGUGAAAUAACGAUUGUGCCCUCCACAUGGUUCGCGUCUAAAUACUCAAGAACACUUAGUUAAACAUGAAGCCCCGCGUUCGGCAAUCGGAAUGGGAUUGCUUCCAGCUGUGCCACUUCGACCAGCAUCCAGAGCAGGGGAGAUCCAUCAGAAGUCUUUCUUUAUUGAUGCCGUGACUUAUAUUGCAUAUAUUGGCUUUGCUGUGGAAUAGCAGGGUGGGUGUGAAGUGGUCAGAAAUUUACUUACUCCCAAUCCUCCUCCUACUAUGAUUUCACUUUCAGAUUGCAAUCAAACUACUCUGUGCGCCUGGAGGUGACCUGGCAGAUGACUGCUUUAAUUUCUCAGAUAGCUUAGUUUCAUGGUGUAAUUGCUGUAAUUCCUCAAAAGUCCACUUUGUCCCUGGGAUUUUCUUUGAAUUGGUUCUAUUGUUUGCCUCUGCUGAAUCUCUCUCAUAUGCACUUUUUAGAGAAUGUUUCAUUUAAUCAUCAGUCCUAGCAUUGAUAUUGAUUGUAUCCCCCAACCCCCUUAAAAGAUUAGUUCACUUUCAAAUGAAAAUUAGCCCAAGCUUUACUCACCCUCAAGCCAUCCUAGGUGUAUAUGACUUUCUUCUUUCUGAUGAACACAAUCGGAGAUAUAUUAAUAAAUAUUCUGUGAAUGGGAUUAAUGAAUGAGUAUGAGCUGGAGAAAGUGUCUCCAUCCAUCAUAAACCUACUCCACAUGGCUCCAGGGGUUAAUAAAGGCCUUCAGAAGAAAAGUGAUGCAUUUGUGGAUGCAUUUGAUGCAAGUGUAAAACUCUCACAGUUCAUAAAGCUUAUGCUACGUCCUACGCCUUCCCUAUGCAACUUGCAAAAAAAGCUUAACUGAUGCCACGCCAGUUCCGUGUUUUUCGUAAGCUGAAUACGGAAGGCGUCCUGGUGGAAGCUAGAUAUUUUACUUCAUAACUUGAUAAAUAUGGCUAUUUUUUACACAAACGCAUCGCUUUGCUUCACAAGGCCUUUAUUAACACACUGAUGUUUGAAUAACAUUAAAGAUGGUUGACCACCUGCAAAAUUGAGGAUUUUUUUUUGUUGUUUUACAAUUGUUUUGCUAUUUUUCUUAUAUUUAUUGAUUCUGAAUUUGAGGCAAAAAAGAAGUCAAAAUUAGUCUGCCAACUUCUGACAAUUUGGAAUAUAUAAUGCACUGACCAUGUGAUACUUUUAUGUUGCUGUUGUGUCUUUUUUGAAGCUCCAGUCCCUAUUCACUGGAAUUGCAUGGAAAACAUCGACUUGGACAAUUCUUCAGAAUUUCUCCUUUUGUUUUCCACCAAAGAAAGUAAUUCAGUUUUGGAACGACAUAAGGCGUGCAGGAAACAGACAUUGCAGAGGUAUCAGAAAAGUGAAAACAGCCGGCUGCUUUGUACAGACUGUCCAGAAUCUCCUCGAAUUAGAAACCUCUCGCUGGAUGACUGUGCACGCAAAUGCAGCAAGAGCAAGAAGUCCUGCAGGGCAUUCUACUUUGACCAGAUAAACAGGAAAUGUCACUUGCUUCCCUUCGACCGUUUCUCCGAAGGCGCAAAGAGAGAGCGAAAACUCAAUUGUGACCUUUUCGAGAAGAAAGACUAUGUGAGGGAGUGCAUCAUUGGGUCAGGUGUCAACUACAAGGGGAGGAAGUCAUUCACAAAGACUGGAAUUACGUGUCAAUCCUGGAAUAUGUCCAUCCCGCAUGAGCACAAUUUCAAGCCUGCCAGACACAAAAAGUUUGACCUGCGUCAGAACUUCUGCCGAAACCCAGACAAUGAUCCAAGCGGACCCUGGUGCUUCACUGAACUCACUGAGACUCGACACCAGGAAUGUGGGCUGCCCCAGUGUUCAGAAGUGGAGUGUAUGAGGUGUAAUGGGGAAACAUACAGGGGGCCCAUGGAUCACACAGAAAGUGGGAAAGAGUGCCAGAGAUGGGACUCACAGAAACCUCAUAAACACUCCUACCAGCCUCACAGGCAUGUAGGUAAAGGCCUGGAUGACAACUACUGCCGCAAUCCCAAUAAUGACGUGCGUCCAUGGUGUUACACAAUGGACAAAAACACACCAUGGGAGUACUGUAACAUCAGUGUGUGUGACUCAGAUAAUGAUGUGGAAGUGGAGGUGACCACCUCUUGCUUUCGGGGUCAGGGAGAGGGCUACAGAGGUACAGUCAGUGUGACCCCUGCAGGUGUGACCUGUCAACGCUGGGACGCCCUAUUUCCUCACAACCAUUCAUACACACCGCACAACUAUAAAUGCAAGGAUCUCAGGGAGAACUAUUGCAGGAACCCUGAUGGCUCUGAAAUUCCCUGGUGUUUCACCACAGACCCAAAAGUACGCAAAGCUUUCUGUACCAACAUCCCCAGAUGUGAGUCAGAGAGCUCUGACAGUACAGAAUGUUAUGAAGACAACGGGGAGAGUUAUCGUGGCAAUUUAUCGAAAACAAGAUCUGGUAUUCCUUGUGGGCUGUGGUCCGACCACACAUUCAGGAGAGACACGCGGUCAGCGAAGGCCAGCGCGGGCUUAGAGUUGAACUUGUGCAGGAAUCCAGACCGAGAUAAGCACGGGCCAUGGUGCUACACAUCCAACUCCUCCAUUCCCUGGGACUACUGCGGACUGGAACGCUGCAAAUCAAUGUCAUCUGAUGACCAUCAGAAGACAGGUGGAGGACCGAAACCCUCUUGCUUUAUACACAAAACCACAAGGAUUGUUGGGGGGAUGCAGGUGCAGCGAGCAGAGGACGGAAGUUGGGUGGUCAGCAUUCAAAAAAGGAACAGACACUGGUGCGGAGGUUCACUCAUCAGAGAGGAAUGGGUUCUGACUGAUCAACAAUGCUUCUCCACCUGUGUUCCUGACCUCUCGGAGUAUACCGUGCAGGUGGGGCUUCUUCAUCUCAACGCAUCCGCUGACACACAGGGUCUCCGGAUCGCACAUGUGGUCUGUGGGCCCGAGGGAUCCAACUUAGCCCUGCUUAAACUCACAACGCCUGCACCUCUCUCUGAGCAUGUGCGAACUGUGCAACUUCCUGUCGCGGGAUGUGCUGUUGCAGAAGGCACUUACUGCCUCAUGUAUGGCUGGGGAGACACUAAAGGCACGGGACAUGAGGGCAGUCUGAAAAUGGUGGGGCUUCCAAUUGUCAGCAACAAAAGGUGUUCCCAAAGCCACAAAGGUAUUUUGCCCAUCACAGAGACCAAAAUCUGUGCCGGAGGCAAGAGAGACCAGGGUGUUUGUGAGAAAGACUACGGUGGCCCAUUGGUGUGCCAGGAAGGAGAAAGCAAGGUCAUAGUGGGCGUAAGCAUCAACGGCCGUGGGUGUGCCGUCGCCAGGCGUCCUGCUGUCUUUGUCAACGUGGCCUUCUACUCUGAAUGGAUCCGCAAAGUCUUCAAAUACUAUUCGGACAUGGAAAUAAGUUACUAGACUGUUAUAUUUUCCAAUGUGGUGAAAAUAUACUCAUGGCGCGUUAUGGUUUUUGGUAUCUACAACAUGAAGACCACUGUUGCUGUACGAUUGGCGUAGAAACAACUUGUUUCUAAAACCAACCAGAGUUUUUUUUUUUUUAGAUUAAAUUAAAACCACUGGUACAGAAAAGGUGCAAGACAAGAAUAUCUGAUCUUCUCACAAAGAAACUGCAACAAUCAGAUGUCAGACGUGAUUUUUUCAAAACCAACAAAUAAAGGAAAUGACAGAAGAUUCUUGUGGCUGGUGAGUUGAAUCUCAAAAAUCAAGGACAGAUGGAUACAUGAGGAAAGAAAAGCAAUUAAAAGAAACUGUGGUGUUCAUCCAUAUGAACAUAUUUGUCACAAACCAGAGCAGAUGUUUUUCGAAAUGUCAUUCCCUGGAGAUACUUGAAGAUGGCAAUAACCCGACAUUUUCAGACAGGUUGGAGCUUUUGUUUUCACUGGGGUGCAUUUUUCCAGGUGUUAUCACUUGCUCACAGCUGAAUUUUCUUCAAUGUGCAUCAUUUUAAAGGCAUUUCAGGUGCAACUUAGGAGGACGAAAUUCUGUAACACUGUUUCCAAAACACCAACAUCAACCCCUUCACAAAUCAGAUUUGGAGCGUCAGUCAGCACCGCGGCCAGUAUACAC